Dujonia railenensis is the source of this 1719-nucleotide messenger RNA. The record is from the annotation of a GenBank genome assembly. NCBI's taxonomy places the organism in Eukaryota, Fungi, Ascomycota, Pichiomycetes, Serinales, Debaryomycetaceae.
AUGUUAAGAUCUACUAAUCGUGUUUCAAGAAAGGCUGCACUUCAGCUCGUCCGUAAUUACUCCCACAAGGAAUUGAAGUUCGGCGUUGAAGGUAGAGCAGCUUUGCUCAAGGGUGUCAACACUUUAGCUGACGCAGUUUCCGUCACCUUAGGCCCAAAGGGUAGAAAUGUCUUGAUCGAACAACAAUUCGGAUCUCCAAAGAUCACCAAGGAUGGUGUUACUGUUGCCAAGUCAAUCACCUUGCAAGAUAAGUUUGAAGACAUGGGUGCCAAGUUGUUGCAAGAAGUUGCAUCAAAGACUAACGAAUCCGCCGGUGACGGUACCACUUCUGCCACCAUUUUGGGACGUUCCAUUUUCACUGAAUCUGUCAAGAAUGUUGCUGCCGGUUGUAACCCAAUGGACUUGAGAAGGGGUUCCCAAGCUGCUGUUGAAGCCGUUGUAGAAUUCUUACAAAAGAACAAGAAGGAAAUCACUACCAGUGAAGAAAUUGCCCAAGUUGCAACUAUCUCUGCUAACGGUGACCAGCACAUCGGUGAUCUCUUGGCCUCCGCUAUGGAAAAGGUUGGUAAGGAAGGUGUUAUCACCGUCAAGGAAGGUAAGACCUUGGAAGAUGAAUUAGAAGUCACUGAAGGUAUGAGAUUCGACAGAGGUUUCAUUUCCCCAUACUUUAUCACUGACACCAAGUCUGGUAAGGUUGAAUUUGAGAACCCAUUGAUCUUACUUUCCGAAAAGAAGAUCUCUUCUAUUCAAGACAUCUUGCCAUCUUUGGAAUUAUCUAACCAACAAAGAAGACCAUUGUUGAUCUUGGCUGAAGACAUUGACGGUGAAGCCUUGGCUGCUUGUAUCUUGAACAAAUUGAGAGGUCAAGUUCAAGUAUGUGCUGUUAAGGCCCCAGGUUUUGGUGACAACAGAAAAAACAUCUUGGGUGAUAUUGCCAUCUUAUCCGGUGGUACCGUUUUCACUGAAGAAUUGGACUUGAAGCCAGAAAAUGCCACUGUAGACUUGUUGGGAUCAUGUGGUUCCAUCACCAUCACCAAGGAAGAUACUGUUAUCUUGAAUGGUGAAGGUUCCAAGGACAACAUCUUAGCUAGAUGUGAACAAAUUAGAAACUCUGUAGACGAUUCGCAAACUUCUGAAUACGAAAAGGAAAAAUUACAAGAAAGAUUAGCCAAGUUAUCAGGAGGUGUUGCCGUCGUUAGAGUUGGUGGUACUUCAGAAGUGGAAGUUGGCGAAAAGAAGGAUCGUUACGACGAUGCCUUAAACGCUACCAGAGCUGCUGUCCAAGAAGGUAUUCUUCCAGGUGGUGGUACUGCUUUAAUCAAGGCAUCCAGAAUCUUAGACGAAGUUAAGGCCAACGCAGCCAACUUUGACCAAAAGUUAGGUGUCGAAAUCAUUAAGUCUGCUAUCACUAAGCCAGCCAGAAGAAUCAUCGAAAACGCCGGUGAAGAAGGUUCAGUUAUUGUUGGUAAGAUCUACGAUAACGGUGAAUUCAACCAAGGUUACGAUUCAGCUAAAGGUGAAUUUACUGAUAUGAUCGCUGCCGGUAUCAUUGAUCCAUUCAAGGUUGUUAAGAACGGAUUAGUUGACGCCAGCGGUGUUGCCUCAUUAUUGGCCACCACCGAAUGUGCUAUUGUCGAUGCUCCAGAACCAAAGGGUGCUGCUGCUGCUCCACCUCCAGGAAUGGGUGGUAUGGGUGGUAUGCCAGGAAUGGGAUUCUAA